This is a messenger RNA of Oncorhynchus kisutch (coho salmon), 1090 nucleotides long. RefSeq names its product protein TASOR-like. The record is from RefSeq and is a predicted model, not a curated record. The coding region runs from base 71 to 1090 and encodes 339 amino acids. The transcript is spliced from 4 exons. Lineage: Eukaryota; Metazoa; Chordata; Actinopteri; Salmoniformes; Salmonidae.
UGGAGCUUAUUUCCAUUCAAGAAUACAGAAAAGUUUUGUAUCAUCUCCUCUCUAGCGCCGCCACAUCCCCAUGACUGAAUAUGACACCAAGCUGGAUGACCGGGGGAAGCUGUUCCCGGCUCCCAAACACCACAAACUCAACAUGGAGGGCUACCUGCGCUCCUACAUCUACAACCCCAACCUCUACACCAUGCCUGUUUUCCAAGCCAAGGAGAUGGUAGAGAGUUACUGCACUGUGCCCGAUGACAACAGCCCUGUAAUGGGCUGGGAGGGCAGUGGAGCCAAGUCAAUGGUAGGGUCAGAGGUCAAUCCUUAUGGUGCCACUGCUGCCCAGUCCCCGGGGGUCCAGGUCAACCACUCUCUCUCUCAGUUUCCCACUGACACCAAACCUCAGAAGUUGAAGGAGCUGAUUAACCUGAUACUGUGUUGGCGGAACAUAGAGGGGGAUGUCCGGAAGAAGGGAGUGCCGCAGGGAGGACGAAAGCAGGGGGCAGGUGGGUUGGACCCCCGAGGACUGAAGAGGAAGACUGCAGAGAGGACUCUGAACUACCGGAAGAAGGCCUCACAGGAAAGAGGCAGAAGGGAUAGGAGAACAGCAGCAGCUGCAGAAAAGGGCCAGGGCCUUUCUUGUCUGUCCUCUGUGAUUCUGCAGAGUGUUGGUCUGAGAGACGUGGACCUGAGGAGAGACCGCUCAGAGGCUGCUUUCAAGUUGUCUGAGGGGAGAGGAGGAGGAGGAUGGUCAAGAGAGGAGACAGAGCAGACUAAAGCUCUGCUGUUUGAUAGGAUGAUCAAGCUGGGCCUGCCGCCCAAUCAGGACAUUGACCUGAGGAAACGACCUUCUGGGGGCCUGCAGGUCAAGGCUGACUUCUUGGAGACAGCAGGGAGAACGAACAGUCUGGAGGGCUUCAGGCCCAGUUCGGAUGGUGAAAUGCCCAGAAGAUCACAGUCCCAAUAUCAGGGGGAAGAACAGAUGCCAUGGGUCCUCAUCCCCAUCACAGGGCUGAAGUCAAACAAGUACUGCCUGAGCCAGAAGGACAAUCUUCAGGACCCACGCUUUGUUCCCCAGAUCCCCAUGGCAAACAGAAGCUAA